Molecule: messenger RNA, 891 nt
Organism: Pseudomassariella vexata
Lineage: Eukaryota; Fungi; Ascomycota; Sordariomycetes; Amphisphaeriales; Pseudomassariaceae
Exons: 1
Coding region: 1-891 (296 amino acids)
Molecular function (GO): metal ion binding
Source: RefSeq, a predicted model, not a curated record
AUGCGGGGACUAAGGCUUCUCGGCCUUCCUCUAAGAGCCAUCCGCAAACUACUGCCGAAAAGGAGACAACCAACCCUUGAAACUCCUCCGAUCGCGACGUCAAUUAAUGAUGCGAAUCCCAAAGCCGCCCUCGACGGCCCAUCCUCGCCCAACACGGAACAUGUCAAGCCCACCAAGAGCACUUCAACCCUAACGUCUCUAGAAGAAUGUCCCAUCUGUCACGAUCCCGUCGGCAUUACCAGCCCUGAGGGCAUCAUAGAGUCGUGGACACAGCUUCACUGCAGUCACCGCUUCGGCAACGUCUGCAUCCAGACCUGGCUCCAGGAAUCUCUCGACCGUGAUGAGAACAACACCCCCAGUUGCCCCAUCUGCCGCGACGCCGCGAAACAUCCUGGCUGCGGCCACCUUGUUUGCCCUAAAGACUUCGACACGCAAUAUCUACAGUACCAGAUGCGCCUACAGUGGCAUGGUCAGGCACGCAAUGGCGGAAGACGACAGCGCAGACGACUGCAGCGACGUGACGGGCACCCGCUACGCCCUCCCCCACCGCCUAAGAGAAAGGCGAACACGGUCGGUCACUGCAAGACGUGCGAGGAGAAUGCAGCAUACGAAGCGCGGAUAAAGCAGAUGAUGGAGGAACGCUUACAGCAGGCUCACCAUUCGGCGGCGGCAGGAGAAGGCUCUGGACGAAGUGGCAUCAAGUCGUAUAUCCCAUACCAAAUGCGCAUUCGUAAAGCGGGGACCAUGUCUGGCGAGCCUUCCAGCCCUGUUGGCGCAGAGGACAGAGAGAGAGUGCGGAGUGUAAUCUGUUUUCGAGAGUCAGUGAUGCCGGUCUCGGAUCCUCGGCGAAGUGCUUCUCCUGCACCUACAAUGAGACCAACGAGUGUUUGA